AUGGUAUCAGAGCUGCCGUUAACUAUGGAUCAGAAACUUCAUCCAGCCGCCACUGUGAACAACAUCAAGAGUCAAAUCCCGGUUACUCUUGAGAUGGACACCGGCCUCUACAACUCUUGGAGCGAGCUUUUCCGUAUCGCCUGUCGUGCCAGCCGUGUACUAGACCAUCUGUCUCCCAAACCACCAGCCGAGUCCUCUUCUUCAAAGACUACGGACAAAGACAAAGACAAAGACACAACGCCAAAGACAGUUGAUGACUCAUGGGACUACCUGGACGCCAUUGUAUUACAAUGGAUUUACGGUACAAUCUCUAGUAACCUAUUGCACACUAUACUCAAACCAAAUUCAACAGCCUAUGAGGCAUGGGUGGCCUUGGAAAAUAUUUUUCAGGACAACAAAAGUUCUCGUUCCAUUCACCUGCGUCAAAAAUUUUCUAAUACUCGUCUUAGUGGUUUCUCAGGUGUAUCCACCUACUGUCAAGAGCUGAAAGUAUUGGCGGAUCAACUGGCUAGUGUUGGAUCACCGGUAGAUAACCAAAGCUUAGUUUUACAAUUGAUUAGUGGUCUUAACGAACAAUACGAAGGCAUAACCACCAUACUGCAAAACCAAGAUCCAUUGCCAAGUUUUUAUGAUGCUGGUUCAAAAUUAAUAAUGGUUGAAACAUAUAAAGCUGAGCAGGUUCUUCAAGCCUCCCAAACCGCAGGUACAGCGUUAAAUGCCAACACAACACGCGCUUCAGCGAACCCGGGUUCUAACAGCGAGUACCGGUCAGAUUCUCAGAAUGAUCGGCGGGGACAGGGUCACGGUUCCCGUGGCUGGGGUCGCGGCAGAAACUCAUGGAAGGGGUCGAGGUUCUAA
This is a messenger RNA of Helianthus annuus (common sunflower), 858 nucleotides long. RefSeq lists its product as uncharacterized. The record is from RefSeq and is a predicted model, not a curated record. The coding region runs from base 1 to 858 and encodes 285 amino acids. Lineage: Eukaryota; Viridiplantae; Streptophyta; Magnoliopsida; Asterales; Asteraceae. The transcript has a single exon.